Molecule: messenger RNA, 737 nt
Organism: Pediculus humanus corporis (human body louse)
Lineage: Eukaryota; Metazoa; Arthropoda; Insecta; Psocodea; Pediculidae
Product: apolipophorin-III, putative
Exons: 4
Coding region: 58-657 (199 amino acids)
Biological process (GO): lipid transport
Cellular component (GO): extracellular region
Molecular function (GO): lipid binding
Source: RefSeq, a predicted model, not a curated record
UGAGAAGGUUGUUGUUUCGGUUGUUUCGUUUGUUUUAAUUGUUUUCGUUUGAAAAAAAUGUUUUCUAAAAAUUUUUUUUUAUUUUUUGCCGUUGCGAGCUUUUGCGUUUUUGCCUCAGGAGAAGAAGAAGCCGUUACCGUUUUUAAAGACGAUGUUGCCAAAGCCGUAGAAAAAGCAAAAGAAUUUGGUGAACACAUAACGAAAAUGUUGGGCUUGGACAGUCUACCAUCCGGAAACGAAGUCGUUGAAUUGAUAAAAACUCAAGCGAAAAAUUUUGCGGAUCAAGCAGAACAAGUACAACAUCAAUUUGAUGAUGAGUUAAAACGUUUGACGAAUUCAACGGUUGCCGAAAGUUUCUCUGAAUUUAAUAAAAAAGUACAAGAAACAGUUGCUUCUUUCCGUAGUCAACUCGAAAGUUCUGGAAUGGUUGAAAAAGCAUCCGAAUUACAAGGAAAAUUUCAAACCGGACUCACCGCCUUGUUUGAAGAAUCUAAAAAAUUAGCUUCUGAUUUGGAACCUCAGAUGGUUGGAGCUGGUGCAGAACUUGAAAAUUUAACAAAAAAAGUUUUAAACGAAGCCGUUGAAAGUUUAAACCAACUUCAAACUCAACUUCACACCGUCACGGGUCACGAAAAUCAUCAACAACACAAACCUUGAACCUGAUUAAUUUAUAUUAUUAAUAAUAAUAAUAAUUUAAAAAAUUAUAUUUCUGCAUUUUAUUAAACAAUUUAUGUUUA